GUGGAUGAGUUACGCACAUCAUUCGAUAGGAAUUUCAUACAACCGAAGGCAACCGAAACUCAAGGAUGAUGAUGUACAUCGCACCAAACCUUAAGAUGCAGAACAAACUUUGAGAUUGUAAAACGAAAUUUUGUUUUCAUUUGUAAGAAACAUGAAGUAACUUUUGGAAUUCAUAAUUAUAAGCAUUUUCCACGAAGUGCAACCAACAGCAGCAAUUUUUGACAAACUGACAAAAAGAAAUCAACCAUCAAGCUGCAAUUACAGCACAAAUACGACGAAUUUGAAUAGUACUAAGACAACAACAAAAAAUAAAAACCAACUCGAAUGGGAUUAUUUUAUUCAGUUUAAUUAGAUUUUUAGUUUUCGAGUUGACUAACUUAUUGCACAAUUACAAGAUAAUUGACAUUGGAACCAAAAUCAAGCAACUCCCACGUUUCUCCCCCCCACCCACACAAAAAUAUUGUAGAAGAUAAAAAUUUAGUUUUUUUUUACAAUUUGCACACGAAAGCCAAACGACGUCUUCAUGAUGUUACCCAAAUUAGAUUUGAGUAUAGAGCCAUUUAGAACGAGGACGAGAAUGAUGGCGCCAACGACACCAUCAGAGACAGCAUCACAAACCAUGUCAGCGUCAAGGACGCGGCGCUGGAGCUGUUCAUCUUCAUUGGCAACCACCACAUAUCUUUUAGUGCUUUUGAGUUUGCAACUACUAUUGGUGCUGAAUCCUGUUGUCGUGUCGUAUGCUGAAAGAGAUUUUAAUUUUAAUGAUUCACAGGUUCCCUUACUUGAACCCAAAGAUGAACCCACAUUAAUUGAAGGUCACCACUCAUCACAUCAUCACCAGCAGGCGCUGUCGCCGCCGGAACAGCAUCAGCAUCAUCAACACCAACACCAGGACCCCUAUGCUGUGGAAUUGUCACAUUGCCGUUAUGGCGACAAUGAGUUGGUAUUGUCGCUGGUGCUGCAGAAUUACAAUUGGCACGAUCUCAAUGAGAGCCGCAAGGCCAAAGUUUUGGACAAGCUAUCAAAAUUCUUUGCCAUACCAAAGGAAUUUAUUGCCAUGGAAAGUGUCAGCAAACAUGAUCUGUACGAAAUGCAAAAGGAAUCAUUGAAGAAGGGAAACAAUAAGUGCCAUACCCAUAAUAAUCGUAAAUUGGGACGUGUUGAUUUUAUCGUGGGCUGUCGUUCAACUUAUUUUAGCCUUACCGAACCAAUUGCCAAACAAAUCGAACAACAGAUGAAAGAUGGUGCUCUGGAUAAUAUUACAGGCGAGAAAUUCGGUUGGUGGGUAAUUUGGCGUAAACAUUACAAGACCAGGGCUAUGCGUAAUCGACGUCAAGCCGAAGGAUCGGGAACCCAUGACUACGAUGAAGAUGUUGAUGAGGACGAAGAAUACGAAUAUGAUGAUGAAGACAUUGUGGAUCCCCAACAACCCGUUUCCAGCACCAGCACUACCACCACGCACAAAACCUAUGGCCAAUCGGCCAGCGCUAAUGCGGACGAUGAUGAGUCGGAUCUUGCUUCGAACACCUUGGAAGUGGAAACAAUUCGCGAGUCAAUAACACACAAUCGAGAUGAUAUCACAGCCUUAAAACACACCGACUCCGAACCAAUUGCCAUCAGCGAUCACACUAAACUCUCCAAGAAGGGUCCCCUUGAUGAGGAGAUAGAUGAGAGUGUAUCAAAAUUGGAAUCGGUCAUUACCAAGACCAUUGAGAAUACCAAACACAUAGAAGAUAUACGAGCAAUAAAAUGAUUAAAGUCGAUGUUAACAAAUACGAGGACGAUGAUAUGGAAGAUGAUGAAGACGACGACGAUGAGCAGACCAAUGAGGAAGUCGAAGAUUUUGUAAAUCGCUUGGCCUUCAUCGAACAAAUGAGUGGAGGCCUCAGCACAGAUAUGCCACCUCUGCUGCCGCCCCAUCAUUCUCAUGCAGGCUUGGAGGAGUCAUCGGCAUCCACCAUGCGCCAUUAUGUGGCCACUACAACAACACCUGCAACACCGGAGGGAGAUGGGGAAGCCACACACCACUUGUCCAGCUCUUCAGCAAUGGCAGGAGUUGGAGUUGGAGCAGGAGCAGCCGCAGGACCUUCCAGCAAUGAAGUGCUUAUGGCCACAACAUUGCCUCCAUACAAUUUACUAACACCACCACCACCACCAUCGACCACAACAUUAACCACACCGACCACCACCACCACCACCACCUCCACCAUGACUGACACACAAGACCACGAUGAGGUGGCACCCAUAGAAAGUAUCCUCACUGGCAAAAAGGUGGUUUACUAUGAUACCACAUUGGAGCCGGAAGAUAAUCAGGAUAGCCACACUAGUAAAAUGCCCUCUCCCACUACCACCUCUGAGGAUGCUCUCUACUUUGCUUCCUCUUCCACCAAUCCACCCACUUCAACUCCCCAAUUGACAGUUUCCUCGCCAAUUACCCCCACCCAGGAAGUACCUGCUGCUACUACAUCAGUCGUGCCCGACUACAUUGAACCCAGAGUGGAAAAUUCACCUCCCCUGAUUAAGACUCGUCUGCAGAAGUUUGCUGUGACCUCAGGCAAAUCGUUUAAAUUCAGCAUACCCGAAGAUACCUUCUAUGAUGCCGAAGACAUGACAAAUCUACGUUUGGAGUUGACCGAUAAGGAGGACCGCGAACUCAAGUCAAAUUCAUGGCUACAAUUUAAUGCCGAAACCAAGGAAGUUUAUGGAUUGCCUUUAGAUGACUCUGUGUCGAAGUGGUUAUAUCGUCUGACUGCAACGGAUUCUGGCAAUGAUUCUGUCGUUGAAACUUUGGAAAUAUCGGUGCAACAACAUCGUGGUGUGCGAACUGUUAAUCAUGAGGUUAACAUUGCAGUGAAGAUCAAUGAAAAGAAUAUGCAUUAUAUCGACUGGCAAAUGAAAUUGAUUAAAGCAAUUGCCACCACCUUGGGCGAUGACAACACCAACUCCAUUGUAGUGCGAGAGAUUCGUGCUAAUCCUCAAGAUCCUUCCAUUGCAACCCUGGUGUAUUUCAAUGAAACUCUGCCCACAAGUGAAUGCCCUGAAACUGAAUUGAAUAAUUUGGUUAAACGUCUCGAUGCACACCGCCUCAGUGAUUUGGUGCAUCCAACCUUGGGCAUUAAGUCAAUAACUGGUCAAUUGAUUGGUCCUUGCCAGAAGACAGCAGUGAAAGCUAAAACACCAGCGAUUAGUGUAAAGAAUUCCCCACCGGUACCACGCAAUCAAGUCGAUAGGGUUGUAGCCACCGCUGGCCACUUGCUGGUCUACAAAGUUCCCAGCGAUACAUUCUUUGACGAAAGUAAACUCACACUAAGUCUAAAGACCAAAGAUCAUCGGGAGCUUAGUCCACGCCACUGGUUGCAGUUUGACUCUAAGAACGAGGAAUUCUAUGGUGUUCCCAAGAAUGGUGAUAUCGGCGCUGAGGAAUACAUGCUGGAAGCCGUGGACACUUCGGGACUAACAGCCACCGAUGCUUUGGUGGUGCAGGUCAAUCCUGCGCCCAAGCGCGACUACACUGUCUACUACAAGGCCUAUUUGGCCAUAAAGCAUGAAAAUUUCAAUGCCGAUUUGCAUCGAAAGUUCGUUGAACGUAUUGCCCAACUAUUUGGCGAUGCAUCUACGCAAAAUAUUCAAAUACGCACGGCAAGUGUUAUACACGAUUCGGACAGUACCCUGGUCACUUUCUACAAUACCACAUUCUACAAGGUGCACAACCGUUGUCCGGAAGAGGAAAUGGAAGCAGUGCGAAAUGUCUAUCUGCAGGAUGGCAUGAUGCGCGAUAGAGUGAAAAAAACAUUGGGUCCUGAACUGAAUAUUACAAACAUUCAAGUGCAUACUUCAAAUUGCAAUGCCCAAACUGAUAUCAUUCAUCGCGAUUAUGUGCCCAACAAAACCGAAGAACCACUGCUGAAGUCAACCUUCUCAGAUGACUAUCUCUACACCAUCAUCCUGCCAGCUAUUAUCAUUGUGACAAUGAUCAUAAUCGCCUCCAUUAUUGCCUGCUGUUUGCAUCGUAGACGACGCAAGAGUGGCAAAAUGGAAUUAGGCGAUGAAGAGGAACGCAAAUCCUUCCGUAACAAAGGUAUACCUGUUAUAUUCCAAGACGAAUUGGAUGAGAAACCUGAAAUUGGUAACAAGAGUCCUAUUAUCUUAAAGAACGAGAAGCCACCAUUAUUACCACCCUCCUAUAAUACAUCAAAUAUGAAUGGUGAUAAUGAUUGCGAUGAAUAUGUGCCCCCACCAGCUGUGGUGGUUGGUGGUCGCGAGGCCAGAGGAAAAUCACCCGCCACACCAUCAUAUCGUAAACCCCCACCAUAUGUAUCACCCUAAAUGCAAAGGAGGAAGUCCAAGACGAGCCCUAAGGAAUAAUUGAUAAAUACAUUAAAAAAAAAAAAGAAAACAAAACACAAAUUAACACCUAAACAAAAGGAAUAUAUAACACAAAUCUAUAUAGAAAACGACAAGCCAUACACAUACACAAAUUUAAAAUACAAAAACCAACAAAAAGUCUACAAACAAACCAACCAACCAACCAACAACAAACAAACAAACAAACAAGAAAACAAUAACAAACAAUACUUAAUAUUAUUAAUGAAUGAUGGAAAUAAUAAUUAUAUUGCAAAUAUUAAUUUAAUAUUAAUGAUACGUCUACUAUAAUAACUGCAUAUACAUACAUAUACACAUUGAAGUAAUAUACAUACAUCUCUACAUAUACAUAUUUAUGGAAUUAAGUGUCAAAAAGUGAAACAAAACAAAACAUAACGGAAACGGAAACAGAAACAGUUACAUUUAUUAAUAUAAGUGAAACGGAUGGAGUAAAGCAACAAUAACUUAUUUAAUACACGAACGGAAACAAAACAAAAACAAAUAUACCGAUAAUAAGCGAUAAGAUGAUAAACUCGAUGUUCAUACUACUUACGAGACGAUAUAAGAAUGAAGCUAAAGAUGAUAAUGAUGUACUAUACUUAUACUUACCUUAUAUAUUUAUUAUAUUAUUACUAUUAUUAUUUGUACGUAUGACUAUAUUUAGAAAUAUUUCGUUUGCAAAAGGACAACCGAUUGAUAUGUGAAGAAUAAGCUUAAAUUCGAUACGAACACCCCCCCAGCUAGGUAACAACUUUUCGCACUUUCUUUAUGUCUCCACUCCCUCUGAAUGUUUUUUUUUUUUUUUGGUUUGAGAA
Messenger RNA from Stomoxys calcitrans (stable fly), 5177 nucleotides. RefSeq lists its product as uncharacterized. NCBI's taxonomy places the organism in Eukaryota, Metazoa, Arthropoda, Insecta, Diptera, Muscidae. The record is from RefSeq and is a predicted model, not a curated record. Gene Ontology annotation, molecular function: laminin binding; calcium ion binding. Gene Ontology annotation, biological process: nerve development; morphogenesis of an epithelium; axon guidance. Gene Ontology annotation, cellular component: dystrophin-associated glycoprotein complex; sarcolemma; dystroglycan complex.